AUGGUUUAUAAGAAACUUAACUCAGCAAUAUUUCUCACGCCAAAACUUCUGUAUAUUGCAGUAAAUAUAGAGUAUUUUCUAUUCUACAAUCUACGACAGACAUUUCUUACUACAAGAGGGGUAACCGGCACACAGCAAACACUCACACUUAUUGUCAUGCUCUUGAGUACCUUCUUCAGUAAUAUGGGGAUUGCAUAUCUAGCAGACAAAUUCCAAAGACCCAAAGGGAUUCUUAUAUUUUGUUUGCUUUUCUCUUCUCUUCUGUUCCAAAUUCUGUUGCUUCCUAUUCCCUCUAUUUUAAUUUCGGCUGUUUUUGUACUAUACUCGAUGUUUAUUCUAUCCACACUUCCACUAUUAGAUAGACUGGUUCUGGACUAUUUGCAGAAGGUACUCCAGGCACCUGCAUCUCUCUAUGGAAGACAGAGAAUGUUUGGAACUCUGACUUAUGCAUUGAUUAACUACUUCACUGAGUCUAUUGUCUUUGGAAGUGGUGGAAAAAGCAGCAAGGAAGGAAAUUACUCAAGGCUUUGUAUACCAUAUAUUUUGUGUGCAUCGGUGGCUAGUGGGCUUGUUCUUUUGCUUGCACCUGCUGAUCGAGUUAGAAACGCACAAUCAUCUUCGUCUUCAUCCAGAAAUCCCCCACAGUUCUCAAAGGUUCUUAAGAACCCUGCAUACAUGUUCUUCUUGUUGAUUAUUCUUAUGAAUGGAAUUACUAGAGGAGUGAUGAGCAUGUAUCUAAGCAACUACUAUAAAAAUAUUCUUAAUUUUGUAGACUUCAAGCCACCUAAAUACCUUCCAACAUAUGUACAAUGGUGUCUGCAGGAGCUAUAUGCCAAUCCUAUGUCCACCUGCAGUACAUUUGGAAUUUUAUUGGAAAUAGGAUUGUUUUUCUGCUCAAAACCACUGCUAAAUAUGUUUGGGUUAUACUGGUCAUUUUUGCUGUCACAAACCGCCCAGGGGCUAAGAUUCUUCCUGUAUACAUUUAUAAAAGUAGAUGAUCCAUACAGAUUCGAGAAGUGUUGUAUGAUUGAGUUGCUAAAAGGUGUAAACUUUGGACUUACUCAUCUUUCAGGCGUGCAGCUGGCCACUUUAUUAGUGCCCAGCAAUCUGAAGUCAACGAGUCAAAUGAUUUACACUGGCACCUUUGUUUGUUUAGGAACAGUUGCUGGUGUAAUAGCCGGGCAUUUCCUUAAAAUAGACACUUAUGAAGGUGUGCAGAUGGUGUUUAAUGGCUGUGCAUAUCUGUCUCUUAUUGCAAUUGGCCUGAUUGUCUUAAAGUACGGCUUUAUCGACGGAAAGCUAUGGGGAGAGAAUAGAAAUGAAGUUCCUGCCCCUCCCUUGUCAGCACAAACAACACACAGCACGCUAGCUAGCCAGGAUUUAGACAAGAAGGAAUUGACUCCUGCUAACUAAAAGAUGCGGCAUACAGUAAUUUCCUAUGCAGCUAUAUAAUGUACAUCUAGUUUCAAUAUUUUAU
Messenger RNA from Nematocida parisii ERTm1, 1477 nucleotides. RefSeq lists its product as uncharacterized. The record is from RefSeq and is a predicted model, not a curated record. The transcript has a single exon. NCBI's taxonomy places the organism in Eukaryota, Fungi, Microsporidia. Gene Ontology annotation, cellular component: membrane. Bases 1 to 1413 code for a protein of 470 amino acids.